Molecule: messenger RNA, 1583 nt
Organism: Alligator sinensis (Chinese alligator)
Lineage: Eukaryota; Metazoa; Chordata; Crocodylia; Alligatoridae
Gene: EVI2B
Product: ecotropic viral integration site 2B
Exons: 3
Coding region: 500-1219 (239 amino acids)
Biological process (GO): positive regulation of neutrophil differentiation; regulation of stem cell division
Source: RefSeq, a predicted model, not a curated record
GACCAUUUUAAAAGCUGCUUGACUUGCAACACCCAUUCUGACUUAGUCUUCAAACAAUAAUGUUAACUUGAUAGAUGAAGCCAUCUUACUGAAAGACAGUGCAGGACAGAGAAAAUUCCCAGGCAAGUUUUUAAUGUUAACUACACUGACGUUAAUAGCUGUAUCCUACUGAGCUUUUAAUAAGGUCUUCAUAUAAGUGCCACUUGAAUACACUUUGCAAAGAAAGAGUACAGAAGAAGCUGGAACAGGCAAAUGUGACAGCUUACCAUUGUAAUCACCAAGAGGAAAGUGGACACCAACCUCAUAACCCGUUUUCUUCUACGGACAAUUUUGAAGACCACUUUCUACAGAGACAGAGACACCACCAACAACUGGUUUAAUUAAACCAGGAAAUGUAUCCAUCAGUCCUGAAAGUCAAAUAGGAAACAGAUCUCCCAUACAUUCAUACCAAUCAGGCAAACUUGACUUGUACAGUGCUGAAAGACCAGUCAGUAGCGUAAUGCCUCCGGUCAAUGGAGAAGAAAUGGAGCCCCGCAAUGAUACUAGCUGGAUAGCUGCUGUGGUCAUUGGCAUAAUUUUGAUUGCUAUGAUGGUAGCUAUUGUUAUAAUUCUCCUAUGUAAGUGUGCCAAAACGCAAUCUCUAACUAAUCCAAACUGGGCUGGCCGUUCCCCAUUUGCUGAUGGACAAACACCGGAUGUCUUUGUAGAAUUGGACCAGGCCACAAAACGUGCAUCAGUUUUUUCUAUCUUGCCUUGGAUAUAUAACAAAACCACACACUUAUCGAAUGAUUGUCAUGCAUCUGAACAGAGCUGUGAUGCACCCAGCUGCAAUACAGCUACCUUGUCUCUCCCUCCUGUACAGGAUGGACCCAGAUCACCAGCACACAGCAAUCCAGUUUCUCCUUCAAGUGAUAUAAAUGUGCCCCCAUCUCCUGUUUCAGAAGAACAGAGCCCUUGCAACCCUCCACCCAACACAAUUCCUUCUCUACCAGAGUCACCAGAUAUGCCACUGCCACCAGACUGGAUGCAGGAAUUUCCUGAGAUUCAUUCCUCUGAGAUCAGCAAUGGCACAGAGAAUAAACUGGAGGCAGAGAACCCAUUUCCCCCACCUCCUGAUUUGACACAUCAAGAUGAAAACGAACCACUACCGCCACCUUUGCCUGAAGAACCUUUACAAAUUGCUGAGUUUGCUGUCGAACACACUUCAUGCUUACCUUAAAAGGGACGUUUUAAAGCCAACAAAUACGAGAAGUUGGUGGGAUCACGGACUGUGAAGCCACAGCUGCAUUAAACUUUAGCAUUUGACAAGUGGGAACCUAAAGAGAUUUGGCUUGAAGCUAAUCACUUCAAUACAUGGUGCGGAUAGCAGCAACUAUGCAAAGUCUAUUUCCACGUGUUUAAAGCUACAAACCAGAAAAUAUUACACGCAACUUUCAAAGCGCAACAAGCAAAGCUUUUUAGGAAGGUACAGUUUACUAGGCUGUAUAACUAAAUCUAACAAAGGCACCUUAGCAGCACACUUUUCUUAUAUUCUUGUUAACUUUUAAUAAAAGAGCUUUAAUACGAAGUUGUCUUAGUGACUU